Messenger RNA from Dryobates pubescens (Downy woodpecker), 1862 nucleotides. RefSeq names its product arylsulfatase family member K (gene ARSK). The coding region runs from base 23 to 1594 and encodes 523 amino acids. NCBI's taxonomy places the organism in Eukaryota, Metazoa, Chordata, Aves, Piciformes, Picidae. The transcript has 8 exons. The record is from RefSeq and is a predicted model, not a curated record.
GCCUGGGCUGCUCCUGCUCCUCAUGGCCGCCGCGCCUUGGGCAGCGGCGCGGCCCCGGCCCGUCGCCCCCGCCGGUCCGCCUCGGACCAACGUGGUGCUGGUGGUCUGCGAUUCUAUGGAUGGACGCCUGACAUUUCACCCAGGAAACCAGACUGUGGAUUUGCCUUCCAUACAUUUCAUGAGCAGAUCUGGCACCAUCUUUCUCAAUGCCUACACCAACUCCCCCAUUUGUUGUCCUUCCCGUGCAGCUAUGUGGAGUGGUCUUUUCACUCAUGUAACAGAAUCUUGGAACAACUUCAAAGGCCUAGAUCCAGGUUAUGUGACAUGGAUGGAUCUGAUGGAGAAGCAUGGCUACCACACACGGAAGUACGGGAAACUGGACUACACUUCUGGACAUCAUUCAGUAAGUAACCGUGUGGAAGCCUGGACCAGGGAUGUUGACUUCCUGCUGCGGCAAGAAGGGAGACCCAUGGUAAACCUGACAGGGGACAGGAAGCUUGUGAGAGUGAUGAAGGCAGACUGGAAGAACACUGAUAAAGCUGUGAGCUGGAUCAAGGAAGAAGCCAUUAACCUCACUCAACCCUUUGUUCUUUACUUGGGGCUAAAUUUACCACACCCAUAUCCAUCACCCUAUGCAGGAGAAAAUUUUGGAGCUUCUACGUUCUUGACAUCUCCCUAUUGGCUCCAAAAGGUAAAGUAUGGAGCUGUGAAAAUUCCCAAGUGGUCUCCUCUCUCAGAGAUGCACCCAGUGGACUAUUACUCAUCUUACACCAAGAACUGCACAGGAGAGUUUACAAAGGAAGAAGUGAGAAAUAUCAGAGCAUUUUAUUAUGCUAUGUGUUCAGAGACAGAUGCCAUGCUGGGUGAGAUUAUUUCAGCUCUGAGAGACACCAAGCUGCUUCAGAAGACAAUGGUUAUGUUCACUGCAGAUCAUGGAGAGCUGGCCAUGGACCACCGGCAGUUCUACAAGAUGAGCAUGUAUGAAGGCAGCUCCCAUGUUCCCCUCUUAGCUAUGGGGCCAGGUGUGAAAGAAGGGCAGCAAGUACCAAAUAUGGUCUCUCUUGUGGAUAUAUAUCCUACCAUGCUUGAUAUAGCAGGAAUUCCUGUGCCACAGAACCUCAGUGGGUAUUCUCUUAUCCCUCUGCUACGUGGAGAGGCUGACAGUGGAGUAUCAUCCCCCAAGGUGUCAGCUCGGCCCCCCUGGGUGCUGAGUGAGUUCCAUGGGUGCAAUGUGAACUCCUCCAGCUACAUGCUGCGUGCCGGCCGGUGGAAAUACAUCGCCUACGGGGACGGCUGCUCCGUGCUCCCACAGCUCUUUGACCUCUCUGAAGAUCCAGACGAGCUGACAAAUGUUGCAAUGAAACUGCCAGGCGUAGUGCGUUCCUUGGAUGGGAUCCUCCGCUCCGUAGUCAACUACCCAAAGGUUUCUUCUGCUGUUCAAGAGUAUAACAAAAGGGAGUUUAUCACUUGGAAACAAAGUUUGGGUCAGAAUUACUCAAAUGUGAUUGCCAACCUUAGGUGGCAUCAUGACUGGUUACAGGAACCCCAAAAAUACGAGAGUGCAAUUGACAAGUGGCUGAGUCAAAGUGAGUAGUGACCACCUAGAUUUAAUAUCAUGGGAUGCUUUGGGUUGUAAAGGACCUCCAAAGGUCAUCUAGUCCAUCCCCCAAGCAGGCACAUUCUCCAUCAGAUCAGGUUGCUCAGAGCCUUGUGGAGUCUCACCUUGAGUAUCUCCAGGGAUUGUCUCGGUCCGGAGAGGGAAAGAGACUCAGUUCUUUUGAAUGUUCCCAUGUUAUGAAAUGAGAGGCACAGACAAGGCCAAAAUAUCAACAGCCCUUGAGACUAUUUAUGAACAGAAUAAA